Messenger RNA from Ruditapes philippinarum (Manila clam), 1398 nucleotides. RefSeq lists its product as uncharacterized. The transcript is spliced from 4 exons. The record is from RefSeq and is a predicted model, not a curated record. The coding region runs from base 132 to 683 and encodes 183 amino acids. NCBI's taxonomy places the organism in Eukaryota, Metazoa, Mollusca, Bivalvia, Venerida, Veneridae.
CAGCUGGAGCUUGCAUCAGGUAAAAUUGGCAUCAUGAUAGAAGAACCUGAACAACAACACAGAUAGUGUAACCCAAGCUUCAUAUGAAGCCGGUUAAGUAGACGAGAUGAUGCACAAAUCUUACAAAAAUCAUGGAAGAAUUAGAAACAGUGAGCAAAGUUGUGGAUGAAGCAAAUAACCUAAGUGUAUUACCACAGCAACCAAGCGAUGCAAUCUUAUUAAGAUCCAAGGUGCCAGAUAUUGGUACAACACCUGAUCAGGUGAUAUCUGAAACAUCAAAUGACACUAGAGAGUUGACACUAGCUGUUAGUAAUGAUAACAUAGAAGAGGAAAAUGAAACAGAGGUCAAUUCCUUUGACAAUCCUGCAUUUGACUACAAGGGUAUUAAACAGUAUCCAAAGCGCAAGUCUUUCGCAGAUGUUGUUACAAAACUUAUCAAUGAUCCAAUCCAAAUUGAUGUUCAUCCAUUUGGGCGAGGCUCAAUAUACGGCAGGGCACUGGGCGGAGAACAACGAGGUAUUCCUCGGGAAGAAGGGGCAUUGUUCAUGUGGGCGUUGGUAACUUUGAUAAUUCUUGGAGUGGCUGUUGGUGUAAUCGCGCUGUCACUAAUGUAUCAGGCCAAUCAGCGUCUCCAGGACACAGCAGUGGACGCUCUAAAUGAUUCAAAUGUAACAUCUUACUGAUGUAAGGUUGGUUGUAAUACAUAAUAUCUUUAAACAGAUUCAUUAAAACCUUGGGAGAAACACAGAGAUGAGAUCUAUAGUAUUGGUGUUGACGUGCAAUUUAUAAAUAAUGCAAAAUCAACUGCAUGUUUUUAAUCAAAGUGAAAGCAUUGUAUUUAAUGCUUGAAUCAUAAACAUGGAUAUAAUAACAGGAAAAAAACUUUUUAUGUAGUAAAUGCAAAAUUAUUCUGAGAAGAACAACAUCAACAACAUCUGAAAGAAAAAAAUCUGACAACAGAAAAGAAAAACAACAACAAAUAAAUGUGGAGUGUCAGUUAGAAAAUGAAAAUGUAAAUUUGACGAGACGCUUGUGAACAGAAUGCAACACUGUUGAAAACAAACCGGUUAGUUUCAAACAUAUUGCAUUGAAAGAAACAUCCUAAAUGCAGAAUUAAUGCCAGGCUACAAAACCAACUGUCUUGUCUUCUAUGUAUACUAUACACAAGAGAAGACCUCCGUAGCACAUGAUAUGAGUGUAUUUUCGAAGAUACACUGGUUGGAUUGAUUUUCGGGAGUCUCAUUUACAACGCACGUACCGCAAAAGGAAUGCCAAAUGACUCAAGUACCGCGUCACUGGUAACACAUCUACAAUUGAAGAAACAUUCAUGAACUGAAUACAAUUUUAUUCUAAUAAAUCAUCUGGCUUAUAUUUAAAUGGAAACAUGCCUAUGCAUUC